This is a messenger RNA of Trachymyrmex cornetzi, 1032 nucleotides long. RefSeq lists its product as uncharacterized. The transcript has a single exon. The record is from RefSeq and is a predicted model, not a curated record. Lineage: Eukaryota; Metazoa; Arthropoda; Insecta; Hymenoptera; Formicidae. The coding region runs from base 1 to 1032 and encodes 343 amino acids.
AUGGGCUUACCUCUGUCACCCAUUAUUGCGGAUCUGGUGAUGAGAAGACUUGAAAGGUUAUCCUUGAUGUCGUUUAACAGAAGUUGUCCUUUUUACUACAGAUACGUUGACGAUAUUUGUACGGCGGUUACUCCUUCUGACAUUGAAGCGCUACUACAAGCAUUUAAUAGUUUUCAUCCUCGCCUCCAGUUCACUAUCGAAAUCGGAGGAGACAAACUUGAAUUUUUGGAUGUCACAAUUUUUAGACUCAAUAGCAAACUUAUAUUUGACAGGUAUCGUAAGCCUUUCUUCUCUGGUAGAUUUCUUAAUUUUAAUUCAAAUCAUCCGGUAUCUCAGAAAAAAGGCACUAUAUAUUCUUUAGUGGACAGAGCGUUCAUUCUUUCAGAUUGCUCUUUCCACACCAAGAAUUUAAUCUUUGUCAUUAACAUAUUACUGGAAAAUGAUUACCUGUUACCAUUUAUAUUCAAUACAGUAAAUCAACGUAUUAAACAAUUAUUAAAAACAAAAUAUAUGACACAAGACAAUUCUACUGAGAAUUUGAAUGACGUACAAUCGUCUUCAUGGCUUAUGGUUCCAUUCAUACCACAUCAUACGGAAAGAUUCAAGAGAUUUAGUAAUAACGACGUCAGGGUGUCUUUUCAUAGUCCAAACAAGAUGGCAAAAUACAUAAAGGUGCAGAAAGAUUCACUCUCCAAAAACUCUAAGAACAACGUAGUUUAUAAAAUUUCUUGCGAAAACUGUGACGCGUCUUAUGUCGGUCAGACGGACAGACAGUUAAAAACAAGAAUAUCCGAGCACCGUAAUCAUAUUAGACAUAAUGCGUCAACCCUAUCUGUUAUCACUGAGCAUAGGCUGCAAUACGGUCAUGAAUUUCAAUGGGAUAAUAUUGAAAUUCUUGAUGAAGAACCGUGUUACAGAAAGCGUUUAGUGUCGGAAAUGCUCAAUAUUAAAAGACAAAAAAACAGUCUGAAUUUGCAAACGGAUACUGAAGGUCUCCAUAAAGCAUACAUUCCGAUUAUAAACAAGUUUUAA